AGCCAUAAAGGAGGGGGGGAGCAUUGCUUUUGUAUGAGAUGGGGGGGAGAGGGAGAUAGCGCAUGUCUCAUCUCUCAGUGUAGCCACUAGACGCUCCCUCCACCACCAUCUUGCAUGUGCAACAUUUCCAGCCGGACAUCAGCUCUCCCGGGGCUAUGGAGACUGCGGGAAAUAUCAUACUCAGGAUGGAUUGCUAGACUCCCAGCUACUGGCUUUCUUUCUGUGUUUGUGGUUUCAGCCUUGAUGCUUCUCGGCAGCAUCUAAGAGAGAGAGGAGAGAGAGAGAGAGAGAGAGCGAGAGAGAAAGAGAAAAGAGAAGAUGCGGAUUAUUUGCCAACAGCUUGUCUUGUUAUUCUCUGGCUUCUGUGGGAUUGCGAUGGGUGCCUUUCCUAGCAGCGUUCAGAUAGGUGGGCUUUUCAUCCGAAAUACAGAUCAGGAAUACACCGCUUUUCGAUUAGCAAUUUUUCUUCAUAACACCAGCCCCAACGAGUCAGAAGCACUUUUUAAUUUGGUUCCCCAUGUGGACAACAUAGAAACAGCCAACAGCUUUGCCGUGACCAAUGCCUUUUGCUCCCAAUACUCAAGAGGAGUAUUUGCCAUCUUUGGACUAUAUGACAAGAGAUCUGUACACACCUUGACCUCAUUCUGCAGUGCUUUGCACAUCUCUCUCAUCACGCCAAGUUUCCCAACAGAAGGUGAAAGUCAGUUUGUGCUGCAGCUGCGACCAUCUUUGCGGGGGGCUCUCCUCAGUUUGCUAGAUCACUACGGCUGGAAUCAUUAUGUCUUUCUUUAUGACACAGAUAGGGGAUAUUCAAUACUCCAAGCAAUUAUGGAAAAAGCCGGGCAAAAUGGAUGGCAAGUCAGUGCGAUAUGCGUGGAAAAUUUUAAUGAUGCCAGUUAUAGACGUCUGUUAGAAGACCUGGAUCGCAGACAAGAGAAUAAAUUCGUAAUAGACUGUGAAGUUGAAAGGCUUCAGAACAUUCUAGAACAGAUUGUAAGCGUUGGAAAACAUGUUAAAGGUUACCAUUACAUCAUUGCAAACCUGGGAAUCAAGGACAUUUCGCUUGACAGGUUUAUGCAUGGCGGAGCUAACGUAACAGGAUUCCAGCUGGUAGAUUUUAAUACUCCAAUAGUGACUGAACUAAUGCAGAGAUGGAAGACACUUGACCAACGGGAGUACCCGGGAUCAGAGAGCCCUCCAAAGUAUACUUCUGCACUAACAUACGAUGGUGUACUUGUAAUGGCUGAAGCUUUUCGGAAUUUACGGAGGCAAAAAAUUGAUCUUUCAAGAAGAGGGAAUGCGGGUGAUUGCCUUGCUAACCCAGCUGCUCCUUGGGGUCAAGGAAUUGAAAUGGAGCGAACUCUCAAACAGGUUCGAAUACAGGGAUUAACAGGGAAUGUUCAAUUUGAUCACUACGGUCGCAGAGUGAACUACACAAUGGAUGUCUUGGAGCUGAAAAGUACAGGUCUCAGAAAGAUCGGUUACUGGAAUGACAUGGACAAAUUAGUCCUACUUCAACACGAGCCUUUAUUUAAAAAUGACUCCUCUGCAAUUGAAAAUAGGACCGUUGUUGUAACUACAAUAUUGGAAUCUCCGUAUGUAAUGUACAAGAAAAACCAUGAGAUGCUAGAGGGAAAUGAUAAGUUUGAAGGAUAUUGUGUAGACCUGGCUUAUGAGAUUGCAAAACACAUUGGUAUCAAGUACAAGAUCGCCAUUGUUCCUGAUGGAAAAUAUGGAGCAAGGGAUUCAGAUACAAAAAUCUGGAAUGGGAUGGUGGGAGAGCUUGUAUAUGGGAAAGCAGAGAUUGCUGUUGCUCCAUUGACCAUCACCUUGGUACGAGAAGAAGUAAUUGACUUCUCAAAGCCCUUUAUGAGUUUAGGGAUUUCCAUUAUGAUUAAGAAGCCUCAGAAAUCCAAACCAGGUGUUUUUUCAUUUUUGGACCCUUUGGCCUAUGAGAUUUGGAUGUGCAUAGUUUUCGCUUACAUUGGUGUUAGUGUAGUCCUUUUCCUGGUGAGCAGAUUUAGUCCUUAUGAGUGGCACACAGAAGAACCAGAGGAUGGAAAGGAAGGACCCAGCGACCAGCCUCCAAAUGAAUUUGGCAUAUUUAAUAGCCUCUGGUUCUCUCUUGGAGCAUUUAUGCAGCAAGGCUGUGAUAUCUCACCAAGGUCUCUCUCAGGUCGUAUUGUUGGAGGAGUGUGGUGGUUCUUCACUCUCAUUAUAAUCUCUUCUUAUACCGCUAACCUGGCUGCCUUUUUAACCGUUGAAAGAAUGGUAUCACCUAUCGAAAGUGCCGAAGACUUAGCCAAACAAACAGAAAUUGCCUAUGGAACUCUAGAUGCUGGAUCCACAAAAGAAUUUUUCAAAAGAUCCAAAAUUGCGGUUUACGAAAAGAUGUGGACCUACAUGAAGUCAGCAGAGCCAUCUGUAUUCACUAAAACGACGGCGGAAGGAGUCGCGCGCGUACGGAAAUCUAAGGGGAAAUUUGCAUUCCUUCUGGAGUCCACGAUGAAUGAAUAUAUUGAGCAGCGGAAACCUUGUGACACGAUGAAAGUCGGAGGAAACCUGGAUUCCAAAGGCUAUGGAGUGGCAACGCCAAAGCAUUCUCUAUUAAGAACUCCUGUAAACCUUGCCGUUUUGAAACUCAGUGAGGCAGGCGUCUUAGACAAGCUGAAAAACAAAUGGUGGUACGAUAAAGGUGAAUGUGGACCCAAGGACUCUGGAAGUAAGGACAAGACGAGUGCAUUAAGCCUGAGCAACGUUGCUGGAGUUUUCUACAUUCUGGUUGGAGGCCUGGGCUUGGCAAUGCUGGUGGCUUUGAUAGAGUUCUGUUACAAGUCAAGGGCAGAGGCGAAACGAAUGAAGCUGACCUUUUCUGAAGCCAUAAGAAACAAAGCCAGAUUAUCCAUUACGGGGAGCGUAGGAGAAAAUGGCCGCGUCUUGACUCCCGACUGCCCGAAGGCCGUACACACCGGAACUGCAAUUAGACAAAGUUCAGGAUUGGCUAUAAUUGCAUCGGACCUACCAUAAAAACCAAAUAAUUUAUUGAGUGCCUUAAUUCAAACACUGUUGGUGAGAUACAGCACAGACUGUGAGUCACAUUUUGGGGGGGAAAAACGAAAAAAAAAAAAUCACUGAUGACCUAGAAAAAUUGCUGAGAUCGGGAAGAAUGUCCAAAUGCGGCAAACAUCAUCAGCAACGAUGUGUGCAUGAGCUGUGCUCGGAAUCCCAAACUCAGAUUUUAUAUCAGGAAAAUGUAUAAUUUAGUUUUAUUCGGGGGGUGGGGUGGGACAGAGUAUAUUAGCAGCAAGAAAUUUAUCUUGAAGGAACUAUAAUCUAAAAAGACUUGUCUAUUAGCGCAUUAAACUGUGAAAAAAAAAACACGAUCAGAAUGGACAAUUCUUGCUAUCUGUUCUAACCAAGAAGGAACAUAGCUAUAGAAGUCGAAGAAACUACUAACCAGUAUCUCAAGAUUUUUCCAUACGUAUAACGGAUGACGAAUAUCCAGUUGUUGAAAUAGAUCUCUUAAGAAAAAAAACUGUGAUUAAAAAUUAAUAAACAUGUAAAUCCUGUGAAAAAAAAUAAAUUAUUUACUAUUUCUUUGAAAAGAAAAAUUAAAGGAUAUGACGUGCUUGCUUUUUAAAUGAUGUAAAUUUGAGCGUACAACACAGUUCUUUUUCUAACCAUCUUAGGGAACAACUCAUUGCAAUAAUUGAUUAAAAAUGCCGUCACUAUAAUCAGAUCAUUUUUUUUUGUUCUUUCAUAAGAUUACUGGGGAAUUUCCUGCUUCAUCCCACCGUAUGUUCUACAUACACGUUAUUCGUCCAUUAAGCCACCAUACGUUACGAUGUUACAUAACAUAAGUCAACUGUGUAGAGUCCGCCAGGCCAUCGAUCAUUCCUGUUUCAAAUAUUAUUUAUAAUCUUGUUCUAUGUAAGAAAUUGUGGUUUUUUUUUGUACCCACCAAAAAGAAUAAAAGAAACAGACAUUCUUAUAA
This is a messenger RNA of Spea bombifrons (plains spadefoot toad), 3994 nucleotides long. It is a transcript of the gene GRIA4, whose product is annotated as glutamate ionotropic receptor AMPA type subunit 4. The transcript has 16 exons. Gene Ontology annotation, cellular component: dendritic spine; plasma membrane; postsynaptic membrane. The coding region runs from base 319 to 3027 and encodes 902 amino acids. NCBI's taxonomy places the organism in Eukaryota, Metazoa, Chordata, Amphibia, Anura, Pelobatidae. The record is from RefSeq and is a predicted model, not a curated record. Gene Ontology annotation, molecular function: transmitter-gated monoatomic ion channel activity involved in regulation of postsynaptic membrane potential; AMPA glutamate receptor activity. Gene Ontology annotation, biological process: synaptic transmission, glutamatergic; modulation of chemical synaptic transmission; monoatomic ion transport.